AUGGCCAAAAAACUAUACAGUAACCUUUACGCCAUACUAAAUAGAUUGUUCACUAACAAAAGGAUUUUAAUUAAAAAAAUAAAGGGCCUUUGUAUAUUAAUCGGAAUAUUUCUUACGGUAUAUGUCUUUCAAAAUGAAAAAGUUUUUUUAAGUUACAAAAAAUUACACGAAAACUACAACAUCUCCAAAUCGAUACUUAAUCAAACGUUACAUAAUUUACCAGAAUAUUGGUUUCCCGAUGAAUCAGACAUAUCUCCAACAAUAACAGAUAUAACGUUUGAUAAAACUAAAAUUGUAUUACUAUGGACACCCUUUUUCAGUGACGAUACGUGGGAUAUUAAAAAUAUGGGAAGAGCCCCGUUUAAAAAUUGCAAAUAUUCAUCGUGCUCCAUUUUGAACAAUAAAACUUAUUUGUCAAAUUCAGAUGCCCUCAUAUUUCAUUUAAGGGAUAUGGAAUUCCAGGAUUUGCCAUUUAAAAAUCGUUCGUAUGAACAAAUAUGGAUAUUUUAUAUGAUGGAAUCACCUAUUCUGACUUGCUCAAUUAAUCCGGAGGAAAUUUGCAAUUUGGAGAAAUACGAUUACGUCUUCAACUGGACCGUCACCUAUUUACCCGAAUCGGAUAUCACCAAACCAUACUACAGCUUUCUGAAAUUCGAAUUUAUAAAAUUGAAAUCCAAGGUUUCCAACAGUUACAAAACCUAUUCGAAAGACAAAAAAGAUUUGGCUGUCAGUAGAGCGAACGAGUUCGUAGACUUGAGGUGCUUGGCGGAUGUUCUAAGCGAUUCACCGGCAAUGGCUCUUGGAUCUGUGACGAGUCGAAAGAUGAAUCCGUAA
This is a messenger RNA of Gordionus sp. m RMFG-2023, 834 nucleotides long. RefSeq lists its product as uncharacterized. Gene Ontology annotation, cellular component: membrane. The coding region runs from base 1 to 834 and encodes 277 amino acids. Lineage: Eukaryota; Metazoa; Nematomorpha; Gordioida; Chordodea; Parachordodidae. The record is from RefSeq and is a predicted model, not a curated record. The transcript has 3 exons. Gene Ontology annotation, molecular function: fucosyltransferase activity.